AUGACUACUAGUCAAAUAUUCGUUAUGGUGACUUUGGUCUCAUUAUUGAUCCCUUCCAAUGCAUUGCUCACUCCUCAUUUUUAUGAUAAAGUUUGCCCUCAAGCUUUACGAGUCAUAAACUCAGUUGUUAAGCAAGCAGUUCUUAGGGAAAAACGCAUUGGAGCAUCACUCCUACGCCUGCAUUUCCAUGAUUGCUUUGUUAAUGGGUGUGAUGGAUCAGUUCUGCUAGAUGACACUAGGAACUUCACAGGGGAAAAGACAGCUCUUCCAAAUAUUAAUUCAAUAAGAGGAUUUUCUGUGAUUGAUGAAAUCAAAGCUGCUGUUGAUAAAGCUUGUAAGCGCCCUGUGGUUUCAUGUGCUGAUAUUUUAGCCAUUGCUGCUCGUGAUUCUGUAGCCAUAUUGGGAGGUCCACAACUUUUCUACAAUGUGUUAUUGGGAAGAAGAGAUGCAAGAACAGCAAGCAAAUCAGCUGCAAACGCAAAUCUCCCACCUCCAACAUUCAGCUUCUCACAGCUUAUUUCCAACUUCAAAUCCCAUGGAUUAGAUGUAAAAGACCUCGUAGCACUUUCUGGUGGCCACACCAUUGGAUUUGCAAAGUGCAGAACAUUUAGAACCCGAAUCUACAACGAAACAAACAUUGAUCCUAGUUUUGCAGCAUCUUUAAGAAAAACAUGUCCUAGAAAAGGUGGAGACGACAAUUUAGCACAACUAGAUUCCACUCCUAUAAAAGUUGACACAACAUAUUAUAGAGAUUUGAUAUACAAAAAGGGUGUUCUUCAUUCUGAUCAACAAUUGUUUUCGGGAAAAGGUAGAGAAAGUGACAAAUUGGUGCAACUUUAUAGUAAGAGUCCUUUGGCUUUUGCUAGAGAUUUUAAGAGUUCAAUGAUCAAGAUGGGGAACAUGAAGCCUCUUACCGGGACACAAGGUCAGAUUCGAAUCAAUUGCAGAAGGGUUAGAUAA
This is a messenger RNA of Lathyrus sativus (Indian pea), 960 nucleotides long. The record is from the annotation of a GenBank genome assembly. NCBI's taxonomy places the organism in Eukaryota, Viridiplantae, Streptophyta, Magnoliopsida, Fabales, Fabaceae.